AAUUCACCACAACCCAGGUAACAACUACAGCAGUCUCUGUGACAACACCAACAACGACAACCGAAGAAUCAACAAGCACUGUGGCAGUUACAACACCAACUCAGACAACCACAGAACGAACAACAACCUCAACAACAUCUCUGGUUUCAACCACAGAGGGGUACUGUCUUCAAAAUAUGGAUAGCGAGAGCGGUGUAGAGACAAAGGACCAGACAAGAGGAAAUCUCUUGACAGAUGAGUCAGGCUUUCUCACAUUUUACGAGUUACCAAUUGAACAGUCUGUUGGCAACAGUGCUGUUCUGGAGAGAAAGUUCAAUAGCAAUAUCAAUGUUCGUGGAGUUCUUAUCACUUUGAAGAAAAUCACAUCAAGUGUUACUUCUGGACAAGCAGAAGGAAUGACCACACCAAAGACAGGAUCAACGUCACCACAGUCAGUCAAAUUCACUUUCACAUUACUUGCAAAGAGAGUAGACGAGAAAGAUUUCAAGCAAGUGGUGAUCAAAAAUACAAUCACGGAGUUUACCUUGACUAUUGAGGGUAUUCAAUCGGAAGUGAAGGUAUUUCCAGAGGACGAACCAUCACUGCAAGGUAUAACGGAACUUCAGAUCAAGUUCAUUGAUGUCUCAGGUGUCAGCGGAGCAACUAUUGAGUUAACUGUCUUGGGGUGUGCUGAAGAGUUUUCAACAACAGAAUAUGUGACAACCAAAUCCCCUACAACUAAAGGUUUGCCAACUGGAGACACUUUUCUAUCGUCUACUACCAUCAACUCCCGUCACCCUCGUAAGCAAAUCCAUUUGUCUCUUCACACUUGCAAUGUUUUUUGUUAUGCAUAA
Molecule: messenger RNA, 833 nt
Organism: Asterias rubens (European starfish)
Lineage: Eukaryota; Metazoa; Echinodermata; Asteroidea; Forcipulatida; Asteriidae
Product: cell wall protein DAN4-like
Exons: 5
Source: RefSeq, a predicted model, not a curated record